Molecule: messenger RNA, 1687 nt
Organism: Syngnathoides biaculeatus (alligator pipefish)
Lineage: Eukaryota; Metazoa; Chordata; Actinopteri; Syngnathiformes; Syngnathidae
Exons: 5
Coding region: 393-1541 (382 amino acids)
Source: RefSeq, a predicted model, not a curated record
AGAGGCGCCGCUCAUCUGGGUCUUGUUGGCCACGCUCGGAACCACCACACGCCGAGUUUUUUUUUUUUUUUUUCCGGGAUCAGCUGUAACAAACAAAGCACGGCGGUGGCAGCCAUUUUGAAAUGUUUCUAAAAUGUACAUAUAUACCUGGAAAAAAAAAUCAGAAUUACAUUAGGCAGGAAAAUUACAAUAGUUUGACCUUAAAAAAUGUUAUGACCUUAUAUUUCAUCUAAUGGACGAUUUGCACAGGAACACAUUGAGCAUUUCCAAAGGUGCUAUGGCACAUCAGGAAGCACUUGCUGUUAUUGAAAGUGAUAAUCACCCUCCUCAAAGUGUAAAAAGUAAGCAAACCCCAAGCUCCCUAGUACGUGGGAACUUGAUUCUGCGACAAAAUGGACCAGUCUACGAGGGUGGUGGGUCUGGACGCGCAGGGCAACAUGCUUUUCACUAUGGUGAAGCCGGUCAUGGGAAUAUUUCAAGUGUCCUCAGACCAAACGGUGACCCAGGGGGGGAUGGGUCUUCAGGGUUUACCUGAAAACACACUGGUGCUGCCUUCUGCACAAGACCAGGUUUCACUCGAAACCGCUCAGGUUGAGAUGCAUGCUAUCCAGCCUCAUCUUCAGCCCCAGAUGCAGAUAUCUGUCCCAGUCCAGACUGAGGAAGCCAUGCAGGGUCAGGGAACACCACAGAACUCCCGCACUACUGCAGAGCUCUCUACACAGAUGCCCUUUGCAGAGGUGUCGUCACUCCUGGAUCCGAACAUGAAAGGAUCCAAGGCUCGGAAACAUCUCAUCUCCUACGAGGAGAUCAAGCGCCGUUUGCAGGCACCGGAGAAGAUGUCCCUGCGCUCGUUGGCCGCCUACACGCGAGUGAGCCGAGGCCCGGCUAGCAAGAAGACACUGCUGGAGUCGCUGAGCGUCCUCGGCCUCACACCCAGCACGACUACCUCUGUUUCCUCAUCCUUCUCCAAACUCACUGAAGGUGACACCAGAGCUUUGUGCGACGAUAUGAAAGACUUCUCGCAUGACUACAUCGACUAUGGCAACAUGGCGAAACAGCUUAUCCCUGAAACAAACACAGUCCAACACUGGUCCAAAAUAAUUGAGACAAAGAAUCACCUAGAAGACAUGCGGAAAUGUUUCAAAGACCCAGCCAACAGCGGAGCCUUCGACAACGCGACCCACGGCCUCGGUCUGGGAAUGCUGGACGUGGCUCUGGACAUGAUCGUCACGGCGAUCGAGCAGCAGAUUCGCAUCCUGUCUGGCGCCGCUGCCGCAGAACCUCCUGAAUCCACGGUGCUGACGCGCCGCAUCCGCCGACGACAACGGCGGUGUUACAAAGCGUCUCUUGGCAUCAAGGAUCAAGGGAAGGUCAUCUCCAAAGGCAAAGGGCGAAGCAGAGGGAAGAAGAAGGUGCAUCAGGAGAACCGAGUAGAAGUGGAACCCUGCAAGAAAGAUGACGUGCAAGGCAACAUGCUAACUCUGGUGUCUGUGGGAUAUGAGACUGUUUCCACCGGUCUUAGCGGUUCCAGACCGGCUUGAGAUGACAUCAUGUUUGGUUUUACCAGAUUGUUCUCAGGAAGGACCAAAAAGAUUAAAGACACAUGUAGUGUUUUGUAUCAAUGUGAAAAUAUCUCCUGAUGUAACAGUAGCCUCUUUUAUGGUGUCCUUUUUUUCCCCCCUGAAAC